This is a messenger RNA of Olea europaea var. sylvestris, 1572 nucleotides long. RefSeq lists its product as uncharacterized. Lineage: Eukaryota; Viridiplantae; Streptophyta; Magnoliopsida; Lamiales; Oleaceae. The transcript has a single exon. The record is from RefSeq and is a predicted model, not a curated record. The coding region runs from base 504 to 1424 and encodes 306 amino acids.
GAAGGCACCCUUGAGGCCUACUAAUUUUGGGCCCUUCCUCUCGGGGGAUUCUCUUCCCCACAGCCUCUAAUUAGAGUUGCGUUUUCCUCCACAAACAAAAAUUUUGAUUCUAACUUCCAUUCUCCAAAUAAUUCCAACAGCAAUUUCCCGGCAAAAUCUCUUCCUGUUUUCUUGUACACAGAGAACAAUCUGAAUUUUUUUUUUUCCCUACGGUAAACAUGUUUUCAUUCAAUCAAUGCUGAGGAUUUUCUUGAUCAAUCCUCAAAAAGGUUACCUUCUUAAUGGAGAAAUUUGCAUCCCGACCCCAAUUUAUUGAAAAUACGGCUUAAUUUGUUGUUUCCUUGUUUAAUCAUUUUCUGUUCAGAUGAUGCAAUGUAAGAAUUGAUAUACUCGUGCAGCAAAAGAAACUUAUCGAGAUAACCAGUUUAUGUAUUUCUCUUCGUCAAGAUUGUUCCUUGGGCUAUUGAGAUUUUGUUUGUUAAAAGAGGAUAAGACUUACACGAAUGGCUCGACGUGGUCACACGAGGACCCAAUCAUUUUCCUCUUCUCAAGCUCAGAAUUUGACAGACGAUCCCGUGACAGAUAAAACUGCUCAGAGCACGGUAUCAUGUGUAUACCAGACAUAUGUCGGAGGGUACUGGCGAAAUGUCACAGUUUUAUGGAGCAAGAACCUGAUGAACAAUUCGUUAAGCAUAUCGGUGGAUAGCACGCAGAGUGAUCAUAACCAAACAUGCAAGAUUGAUUUCAAACCUUGGCAUUUUUGGGCGAAAAAGGGUUACAAGACUUUCGAGGUUGAUGGAAAUCAACUGGACGCCUAUUGGGAUCUUCGUUCAGCAAAAUUUUCCGGCAGCCCGGAACCCUGUAAAGAUUUCUACGUCGCAAUAGUAUCUGACGAAGAAGUGGUGUUAUUAAUAGGGGAUUACAAGAAAAAGGCCUAUAAGAGGACAAAAUCCAGACCUGCCCUUGUUGAUGCAGCUCUGUUUUCUAAAAAAGAACACGUUUUCGCCAAGAAAUGUUUCUCCACAAGAGCAAAGUUUGAUGACAGGCAAAAGGAGCACGAGAUCGUUGUAGAGAGUUCCACAUCAGGGAAUAAGGAUCCCGAAAUGUGGAUUAGCAUAGACGGGAUUGUAUUGAUCCACAUUCGGAAUUUGCAGUGGAAAUUCAGAGGAAACCAGACCGUAUUAGUUGACAAGCAACCAGUACAAGUCCUUUGGGAUGUACAUUCUUGGUUAUUUUGUGCCCCGGGAUCCGCUCACGGGAUGUUCAUCUUCAAGCCCGGCACAGCAGAAGCGGAUAGUGAUAAGGACGAAAACAGCCGAUGUGAUGAUAGUGACUGCAGCGACAAUAGCUGGUAUUACUCGACACAAAGCUAUGCCAAAGCCUCACAGUUCUGUCUUUUCCUUUACGCGUGGAAGAUCGAGUAGAGAAAAUAUAGUCUAUUACAUGAUUUUAUACGGUUUAAUGAAGAGAGUAAGCUUGAUAUUGUGGGAGUAAUACAAUCAUGUUCUUCAAAUUACUGCAGAAAUAUUUUUGCAGAAUUCAGUAUGAACACUAAUUAAACAAGUUUAUUCA